Myxocyprinus asiaticus (Chinese sucker) is the source of this 9762-nucleotide messenger RNA. RefSeq names its product microtubule-associated protein 4-like. Gene Ontology annotation, cellular component: neuron projection. The record is from RefSeq and is a predicted model, not a curated record. Gene Ontology annotation, biological process: neuron projection development; microtubule cytoskeleton organization. Bases 87 to 4001 code for a protein of 1304 amino acids. Gene Ontology annotation, molecular function: microtubule binding. Lineage: Eukaryota; Metazoa; Chordata; Actinopteri; Cypriniformes; Catostomidae. The transcript is spliced from 17 exons.
UGAAGAACGCAGGGCGGAUCAGUGCGAGGCCGCGACACCGACACACGCGCGGAAAACGCACCGAAAUUAACGGAAACGUGGGAAUCAUGGCAGACCUGAGUUUGACCGACGCUCUGACCGACAGCGUUCCUCAGUCUGAUGUGGAGAACAAAGUGGAGAGGGAUUUUGUGGCCACUCUGGAAGCCGAGACCUUUGAUGAUCGGGUCGGAGAGACGGUGGGCAAAACAGACUUCAUCCCACUGCUGGACAGUGAUGGCAAGGAUCCAGAUACAGUAGUGAAGAAUGGACAACAGGAAGGGGUUCAGAACCCUGGUGCUGUAAAUCCACCGGGGUCAUCAGGUGGCCAGAUUUUGGCAUCGUGGCCAGAUAAACAGGGAGACGUACGGCCACAUCAGACUGACCAGCAGGCCUUUGGGGCAGACUUUCUAACAGGCUCAGCGUCUGGUUUUCACGAUCAGUGGGGCUUACAGUCUGUAUCCCCACAGAUGAUGGACAGUAGCCCACUGGAGCCGUUUUCAGGUUUCUCUCAGGCUCUUGUGACGUCUGCAGUGAACACAGCUGUUGUAGCAGCUCCUCUCCAGACAGAAAGACCGUCUGAUGUUGCUGAACCACAGGGGCCACCGGCCGCCCACACCACCGAUGCACCAAAAACACCUCCCGAAGCUCUAGCUGCCAUGACACCUAAAAACCCACUGGACAUGCCUGCAGGUGUCUUUGGUGACCACUGGUCCAAUGAGGCCGGAAUUCCAUCCGACCUGCCCUUUACACCAAGCGUUUCCACAGUUAUCAGCCGCCAUGCCACCCACCUGGCAGAAAGCCUACAUGAAAUGCCCGACCCUCAGUGGUCCCCCAGAGAUAGCAGGAUGGGAGACGGUGAUGGAUCUGACCGCAAGAAGGAAAAGAAGAAGAAAAAACGGAGACCCCGUGAUGAGGUGUGUGACUUCCACUCAGAAAUACAGAGCGAAAUUGUUUCAUCUGAGAGCCCACAUCAGUCCUCGCCACGCAAGGAACGGGACGGAGAUGGAGGCUGGGAAGAUGUUGGACGCAUCAGCGGACGAGCCAAGAAGCCAAAAAGCCGCAAGAAGAUUCCUGAAGAAUGGGCGAUCCAUGCCGAACCAUUUGUCCCUGCUUUGGCCUCCAUGUCACAAGAGUUUGGAACUGAUUUUACCUCAUCACCACUUGGAGGUGAUAGUGCUCUUGUUUCCCUUUCUGAAGACUACACCGAUGAGAGUCUGAUUUCGCUGUCUCUUACUCGAGAUCUUUUGUCCCUCGCGGCCACUUCCCCAACAUCAACAGUGCAUCCUGCAACAUUCUCUCCAAAGUCUCCAAGUCAGGCUUCUGGUCUCUCGCCCCAUCAACCCCUGUCCAUUUCCUCUGGUUUCCAUGAUAUCAUCAUGGAAACAGACGACGCCUAUCUGGAGAAUCCACUGGGCAAAGCUGAUCCACUUGCUUGUGACAUCAGUGAGACUCAACCUUUCAUAUCUACUGGUGGAACCUUUGAGGAAGCCAUGUUUGUCCAGGGACAACCCUUUACGACUUCCACAAUGGAAACCCAAGGUGUGGUUGAGUCCCAGGGGAAAGAACCUCAAGUGUCAACCCCUGGAAGCACUUGUUUAGUACCACCAAUGGAGGCUCUCAUCUCAGCACCCCCUUUCUUGCCAUCUAGACCAGUGUGGUCUCAUAAUAAUCACAGUCAGCCGUUCGAUCUUUCAGGAAUGGAAGGUGUUAGCUUUGAGACUCAUGUCCCAAUCCCUGCACCUCUUCCUUCACCAAAGAGCAAAACCAAACCAGGCAAGAAGUCCCAUUCAUCGACAUUAAAGAGUCCCAAGUCCCCUGAUGCAAAGAAUUCCAGUCUGAAUCCAGCCGCACCUCCGUUCUUCCCUAGUUUUGUGGAACCUCAGGAACACGUAGCUGGACCGACCGUCACGCUGGAAGGCAACUCUGAGAAAAACAAGCCAGAGAUGAACAAAAUGGACAAUGUCCAGAAUUUUGACAACUUUGAUGUCUUCAAGACUGACAAAGAUCAUAAGAUGGACAUGAUUGAGCAGAAAGACAAAUCUGACCACACAGACAAACAGACAGCCAAAGGAGAAAAGACAGAAUCUCUGGACAAGAACAAAGAAAUGGACAAAGUUGAAAUAGUGGACAAGGUAAAAACACCAGUGAAAGUUGAGAAGAUUGAAAAGACAGAUCAGUGGGGAAAAUCCAUAAAAGAUGAGCCCGAAAAAGUUGAGAAGACUACAGACAAAAAAGAGGCUGAUUCCUCCCCAAAGGUGGACAAAGACAAGAAGAUAGGUCAUAUGGAAAAGACCGAGCUGAAAACGGAGAACGUAAAAGCCGAGGAGGACGGAUCUGAUCUAAAAACUGAGCAAGACAAAGCAGAAAAGGACAAGCUGGAUGUGAAGCAAGAAAAUGAUAAAGUUGAAAAGGAGAAAACUGAACAGAAGACAGAAAAACACAAAACUGACAAAAAUGAAGUAGAGCAGAAAGCAGAAAAGGUUGAAUCAGCUGACAAGACAUCUGCAAAACCUGAGAAGGACGAUAAAGUCGAGAAAGCCAAAAAACCUGCUGCUAAACCCUCCGCAGCCAAACCUGCAGUAACCAACAGUGCACCUGCAAAAGACUUGACUAGUCCCGACAAGAAGACCAAGCCUGUUGCAGGGGCAACCAAACCUAGCUCCGCCAAGCCCCGGCCAAGCUCCGCCUCCACCGCUACAGCUGCCCCCAAGCGUCCAACCCCUACCUCAGCCCCCAGCACAUCUGCCCCCAUCAAAAAAGCCCCUGUACCCAAAGCACCCACCCCAGCUGCUGGUACCAAACGACCAGCUACAGCAUCCACUCGACCCACAACUACAACCAGCACUGCCAUGUCCAGUACGGUGGCCAAAGAGGUCAGGCCCAAGACGGCCACUGAGAAACGGCCACUGGUGCCAAAGGCCACUGCUGCGCCCGCACGACCCACCGCACCCAAAAACAGCACGUCUACAACAGCAGGAAACAAACCUGUGACCACAACAUGCACAACAGCCGGCGCCCCUACAGCACGACGCCCGGCCACAAAGACUGAGAGCAAACCCGGAGAGGAAAAGAAACCAAGCACACUGAAAACUGCAGAUGCGGCCCGCUCUAAAUCUACACCUCUCAGAACCUCCACCACUUUAAGCAGUGCCACCACUCGCCCUCGCGCCACAAAAACACCCGCCACCUCCAGUGGCGCUCCACCAGCUGCUGCACCAGAGAAGAAGCCACAGGUGCCCCGCGCCCCUCGACCCAACUCCACGACCACUAGCACCAUGACUCGCCCCACCCCUCGCCCUGCAUCCGCCCCUGCACCAGACAUCAAAAACAUCCGCUCCAAGAUCGGCUCCACGGAUAACAUUAAACACCAGCCCGGAGGAGGAAAGGUCACAGUGUCUCAGAGCAGGACGGACACUCGCAGCUCCCCCUCCAAAGAGACCAGCCAGGGCAAAGUUCAAAUAGUCUCCAAAAAAGUGGACUACAGUCACGUCACGUCUCGCUUGGGCUCCAAGGACAAUAUGAAACAUGUCCCUGGUGGAGGGAACGUCCAGAUUCUCAACAAGAAGGUGGACUUGAGUAAAGUGACCGCAAAGUGUGGUUCCAAGAGCAAUAUCAAACAUAAACCAGGUGGAGGUGAUGUGAAGAUCGAGAGUCACAAAGUGAACUUUAAGGACAAAGCUCAGUCCAAGGUUGGCUCCAUGGAUAAUGUCAGUCAUGAGCCUGGAGGUGGUAAUGUUAAGAUUGAGUCUUUCAAGCUAAAUUUCCGCGAGAACGCCUGCUCUCGCACAGACCACGGCGCCGACAUCAUCACCUGGCCCGUCUCGGGUGACAGCCCUGUCCGUCCUCACCUGUUACGCAGCAGCAUCUCGCUCAACGACUCCCUUGCGACCGCCGGCAUCCCCCGAUCUCAAACGACCCCUGCCCUCCUCUCCUCCCAGGAACAAGGAGGCGACGUUGGCUCACUCACUGGACUCCAGACAUGAUUUCUCACUUGCCAUUCAUCAGCUGCUCUCUAAAUCCCGCGUCCUACCAUUGCUAUGACUCAUUAGAUUGGUGUGCUUGUUGAUGUUCUUGACGGUUAUUUCUGAUUGGUUAGAGCUAUAACUCGGCUGUGCACAGACUACGGACUUCAGAAUAUGCUCAAAAUGACUGUAUUGAAGAAAGUUGGAGGCUAAUACUCCUCCUGAGGGUCUGUAUACUCUGAUGGUAACGGUCUGGAAGCUUUGGUUUGGGAAUGACAUGGCAAACCCCCAAGCAGAAUCCUCUCAUUAGCCUUCCUCUGCUGCUAAACUCACACUAUUCAACAAUCAUAACACCUACGUAACUAGUUGUAGAGCGUGAAAUCUAGUUCUAGACCUGACAACUAAAGGCUUUUUUACAUAACUAUUGUCAGCAUUGCCCAAUGCAUUGAACUGUAUGCAACGCGUGCUUGUCAAACAUUUUAAUGUGACACUUAAAGUUCAAACAAUUUUAACUUCAACACACUUGGAUAUGAUCAUUUGAAGCACACCCAAUGGGAAUGUUUAAAUGCGUGAUCUUUUAUGCUUAAUAAGCCAACGACUUGUGCGCUCGUGUAAAUGCUUUUAAACGGUUUUCCCUACAAUGUAAAAAAUAAAAAGUUAAAAGUAAUGAAACCAGCUGCAAAGCAUUUUUUUUUUCAGUUAACUCAACAUCAUAAAAAUGAGUUGUACCAACUUAACAAUUCAAGUUGGAUUGUAAGUUCCAUGAACUCAAUACAAUAAGUUCAGCAAACUCAAAAAUAAUGAUUUUGCAAGUACAAACUUGCGUUUUGAAGUAUAGUGGACCAUAAUUUUCAAUAUUCUUGGUAUAAAAAGAUAUUCUUUAUUAAGCAGAUCUACAUGUCUACAUAAGAUCAUGCCACCAAUGUACCAAAUAGUUGUGCUGACUUAAAAAGUGGUGUAAGUAACGAUUGCAUUACACUUUAAUAAGUUAAGUCAACCUAAUUAUUGAAGAAACUUCAUCAAAGCGAAUCAGUCUGAUGGUGACUUUUUACAGAAUUAUCAUUAUCAUUAAAAACAUACAUAGAGUCUAUUUAUUCAAAACAUAUUAUUAUUGGUGAGCAUGUAAACACAUUCAGCCAUUAGCGGACAAUUUGCAUGACAUAUGCAAAUUGUGUUUUUUUUAAUGACAUGUCUAACUUUGCAAACUUUACAAGUUUGUGAUUUUCACACAUGAUUUGUGUCUCACUGAUGAUAUUUAGUGUACAAAGCAACAUGAAAUGUUUAAAAUCUGUCAGUGACACUUGCGUUUACACCCUGGCAUGAGUUAUGUGAAAAGGCCUUUAUUCUAACUUGGUAUUCAUAAUGGAAGUAGCUGAUCUGUACAUGCCAAUCACCACCAUAUAUCUGGAUCCAUCUGACCAUCAUUUCAUUCAGCAUACAGGGCUGUCAUGUGACCCUGUCAUGUGCUCCUCUCCCUUGACCUCAAGUAGAGCUGAUAUUAAAACAUUUAGGCUAUGUGAAUGACUGUGUUCAGAAAAGCAUACUACCCUUACUAUUUCUGCAGUAUAUAGUAUGUAUACUGUGCAAAGUAUGCACAUUUUCUGUAUUCAUGAGUACCCAGAUGACCACCUACUGCAGUAUACAACAGUGCAAAACUGCAUUUAACAAAGCAAUGCGCUCGACUUGACCUUUCCUUUUCAAAGGCGAGCUACAACCGCAUUAUCUAGGUUUGUUUGACUUCACAAUAACCAGACAGGAACGAUUUCAGUCAGACUAAAGCAUUUACCAUUUAAAAGGACAAAUUAUUAAGUCAGACUGAAAUUGAUCUAUUAUAGUGCAUGUAAACUUACUGUGAUGAUUUAAAUUUCAAGUAAUAUCAACUGCAUGUUUUAGUGUGCUCUAUUUACAUGUAUCUUGGUAACAAAAAUGGCUAUUUUGUAGGUAUGCACCGAUGUUUAUCGGCCAAUUAUUGACCAAAUUAAAACCAUGAGCAUAUGUGUCAUAAGCAUGGAAAUGCAGAAAAAUUAAUUUUGAAAUACAUUUAAACUGUAACAUCUCUUUCAUGACUGAUUUGUCUGGGCCGUCAAAUGUUACGAUUUUUUAUUUUUUUUUACGCAAAAUUGGAUUAGCAGUGCAAAAUAGUAGAGAUUCACCAAUAUAUACAUUUUUGAUUGAUAUCGAUUGUAAUAAAUAAUUCUAUGUGCCACUUGCCUUGUUUUGACAUCAGAUCAGUUUUUUAUUUUUUAGGAAUAUGCUUUAAAAAAUGCACAAAGAUGUACAAAAGCUAUUUUAUUGUUCUAACAAUAAAUAAUUUGCUUUGAGCAUGGAUUAGUCCUGUUGAACACAUGACGGGACACAAUUUUGCCACAAUGAUAAAUGUAAGUACAAGAUAAAAAAAUACAGAUAAAUACAAGAUUAUUAUUACUUAUUUAUUAGUUUAAAUAGCAUGAUGAUUGAUGUUGGGGGGGGUAUUUUGCACCUCUUAAUCAUUUUUGCACUUUUGUUUUUACAGUUCUAAACAAUAAAACUCACAUUUUAUAUAUGAUAGAACAUUACAAUUUUUUUCCCAUUUUUUUAAAAAAAAUAUAUCUAUAUAUUGGUAGGUGUUUACGUAUAUUGCACAGAGGAAAGAAUAUUCUUAAUGCAAUAUUUUUAUGUAAUUAAUUAUAGUAAAUAAACCAUUUUUUUUAUUCUGUGUUUUCAUGCCUAUGACUGAUAUGCUGAUGGUUUUAAAUUAAUUUAGUAAAUAAUUAGUUGAUACAUCGGUGCAUGCAUACAAAAUACCAAUUUUUAUCACCAAGAUCAUGAGCUAAACAUACAAGGUAAUCAAGUCAUGUGACAACAAAGUAGCAAACUGCUAUAGUAUAUACUACAGUAUUUCAUAUGUACUGUCCUGUAGUACAGCAUUCAUUAAGUAGUAAGCUAGUAUUCCAUUCUGAACACAGCCGAUCUCUCUUAAACUGUGUUUCGUGCUGUGUUUAAUACUGUAGCAUUGAUCUGUGUUGUUAAACUGUUUAUUUGAACUCUUUAAUUUAAUUUUUGUUACCAGCUGAUGUUUUCUUUUCCUCGCAAUUGUAAAGCAAUAUAACGGUCUCCUUCAAUGCCUAUAAGACAUUUAACUCCACAUACACGCACAUUUAAUUAAGCUGAUAGUGUCAAACGCAUAUCCAGACAGGUUUGUGGAAGUGAAGAGCGUUUGAGGUGAAUAUUUAAUGGACAAUACAGCUGAAAGUAAUUCUGAGAGACAGGAAGUGUGGAGACAUUUAGUAGAUGUCGACAAGUUGAAGCAAGGUAGUAACAGGCGGUGUUACGUUUAUACUGAGGGAGUUUUGUUGGCAAUGUUUUUUAUUGAUGUUUUGGAGUUUGGGUAGGUACAGUAUGUUUGUACAUGGGGAAAGUCCAGUGCCGAGUAUGUGCCUGGUACCUGUAGCAUCUGCUAAUAUACUGCCUUUGAAGGGACACAAGACAGAAUAUCACAGCUUGAAACCUUUUGUGUACUUUGAAUAGCUGCUUUAUGAGAAACCAGUGAAAUUGUUAGUGAUUCCAGUAGUUUUAAUUGCUUAUUACAUAUUAGUGGUCAGCGGAUAUGGGGUUUUCAGUGGCUGAUGCUGAAACCGAUAUGUCUAGAGAGCAGGGUGGCUGAUAUAAUGCUGGGGAAAAUGAAUGACAGCAGUUGAGAUGUACACAAAAUAGCACUUAUUUUACACUAUAUAUUUACAAAAUUGUUUAUUGGCCAAGCAGACGCAGUUAUUGGCUUACGCUGAUAAUCUCAAAAUGGCCAGAUAUCGGCUUAUUAAUCGGUCUGGCCGAUAUAUCGGUAUAAUAUUGCAGAUGUUUUUGCAGGUCUUUUCAAGGGUAAAAUCUUUGCUUUCUGGUCUAUCUUGCGAGUUGAACAGUUCAUGUGGGGGUAUAACAUCCAAGCGUCUCUUGUAGCAUUUUCUUUAAUAAUUGAUCUCCGAGUAGCCUUGUUUCGCGUAUGGUCAGAUUAGCAGCAGAUUGCACCCAGUUUGAAAAAUCAUGCACGUUUGACAUGUAGCCUUAUGAUUUGGUGUCAUUUCAGCUUUUUUUUUUUUUUUUUUUAUCGACUGUGAGCAGUGUGGAGGAUGAAUAGGAGUUCUUUAGCACGCUUUCCAUUUGAACAGAUUUACAAGUAUGACUUAUAAUUGACUUGACGCUUUGUUGCAUAUGUUGCUUAUUCUCUUAAAACUUUUUAAAUCCCAGAUUAUGCAAAGCAAUAAAACAGGCCCCAGAUUGACAUUUAGAAAUCUGAAAUAUGUUGUGCUCAAUUAAAAUUAUUGGUGAAUGCCUGAUAACCUUAAAGCAAAAAAAAGAUAAGAAAAAUUCUUUCUCUUGGAGAUGUUUUUAGAUAAAGAAUACAACAGUGUACUUUUGAUAGUUGGCAGCAGUCUGUCAUUUCCAUUUGAUAAAGGAAAACAGCAUUUAUUUAAAUAAUUCACCCAUGAAUUGGAAAAAAGAAAAUAUAACACAAGAAAAUACAUUAUUUUACUAACUAAUGAAUUUGGGCAAUAAUAGAUAUUAUUUAUAGUCUAUUCUUUUUUUUUUUUUUUUCUUUUUUCUUUUUUUUUCAGAGAAAUGAGAGGUGUGUAAAUAGUUGUGUUUGAGCUGUGUUGUGCUGCAUUCGAACACUAUGGGCCAGCCUUAGUCUUUGAAGUACAAUAAUAAUGUCUAACCGUGACUUUUGCUUGUUGUAACAUGGUUAUAUUUUAAUCCUUCUCCUGUGCCUGAAUGCAACCCAUAUAAAUAUCACAGUAUUUUAUUUUAUUUUCAAUAUAGGCUAUUUACAAUUGAUCUCCCGAUUACUAGCAAACAGUUUUAUGUAAAUAAAUGCAUAUUGCCAUCUCUGUUAACACUUAUUAUAAUGUCACAAAAGUGAAAGGAACAUUUGAAAAAUAAAUCUGUAAUGCUCAAAGACAGUUACUGCUGAUAUUAUGUGAUGUUUGGUAUUUUUAACUAUUCUUCGUAUAAUAAUUAUUAUUAUUGUUGUCAUUUUUGCCCCUUUUUCAAGGAAAAAGGUAGAGAACAAAUGUGUUUGAAAUAUACUAAAGAUGCAAUGCACAUAUAUUUGUGUGUCUUUAAUAUUUCGGUUGUGGGUAGUUGGUUGGCUAUGACAGCAGGUGGGUCAUUUUCAGGUGGCAUUAUCAAUCUUUAGCCCAUGUCCUCUAAAGCAUCUUCUAAUAAUCUCAGUGAGUCUCACAUAGCCCCUUACCUCUUAAAUACUAGUCUUACAACAGUGAAUGCUGACAGAGAGACCCCGUACUGUCAGAACUAAAAGAGGGGAAUGCAUUGAAUGCGUUUCAAUUGCACUGAUUUAUUGUGCCAUGAAGGACCAGGACGUCUCGUUGAAGCAAAGAGUGAGAGGAGAGAUCCAAUUAUUAUUAUUAUUAUUAUUUUAUUUUAUUCUUAUGUGGGAGUAAUCUGGGAGAGUUGUUGCCCAUAAUCAUACUAUUAUUAUAAAGAUUUACAACCCUGAAAUAACAUAACUAAAGUUACAGACAAAUUUAUUCUGCAAAACUAGUAGGUCUGUUGUGUUUUUGUGAUUCAGCAGGAAGCUCAUGGUAGAUCUGCUUCUCCUGGUGUGAAUAAAACAUGCUGCAAGCAUGCAGAAACCGAGUGAGUUUGGUAGACUCGUCAUUUUUUUUUUUUUUUUCAUGAAAAUUGUAUUUCAUUAUAUUUUUGGUUUGAAUGAGGUGUUAAUUGUGGUUCCUUGUUAACUAUGAUGUGAUCAUUAAACAUUAAAUAAAAAAAGUGUUUAAAACAUUCU